Molecule: messenger RNA, 1215 nt
Organism: Aspergillus bombycis
Lineage: Eukaryota; Fungi; Ascomycota; Eurotiomycetes; Eurotiales; Aspergillaceae
Gene: end3
Product: cytoskeletal adaptor protein SagA
Exons: 3
Coding region: 1-1215 (404 amino acids)
Biological process (GO): actin cortical patch assembly; actin filament organization; endocytosis
Cellular component (GO): plasma membrane; nucleus; cytoplasm
Molecular function (GO): protein binding; calcium ion binding
Source: RefSeq, a predicted model, not a curated record
AUGUCAAAUAAGAAAAUUGAGCAAUGGGAAAUAGAAAGAUACUGGGAGAUCUUCGCUUCAUUAGCAAAUGGUCAGCCCCGUCUGAACAACUCCCAGGCCGCCUCAGUGCUCAGGAACAGUCGGCUUCAGGAUGAGCAACUGGAAAAGGUCUGGGAUUUGGCCGAUGUGGAUGGUGAUGGGGAGUUGGAUUUCGAAGAGUUUUGUGUCGCCAUGCGAUUAGUGUUCGACCUGGUCAACGGUGAAUUACAAACUGUCCCAGCUGUUUUACCCGAUUGGCUCGUCCCUGAAUCCAAGUCUCAUUUAGUCCAUGCAACCCGGGCAUUGAGCACUCAACCCGAACAGUUCGAACGGAUAGAAGAUGAAGAUGAUACUCCUGGACUGAAAGAUGGAUUCGAAUGGUACAUGAAGCCCGCCGACAAAUCCAAAUACGAAGAGAUAUACAAUGCCAACAGAAACCAACGUGGUGAAAUCGCAUUUGAAUCAUUGCAACCACUCUACGAUUCGCUCGAUGUCCCCGACACCGAUGUCCGUUCCGCGUGGAAUUUGGUCAACCCCUCCGCAUCCCACACAAUUAAUAAAGACGCUACCCUUGCGUUCCUGCAUAUACUGAACUACCGACAUGAGGGCUUCCGCAUUCCCCGCACCGUUCCUGCUUCCCUCCGCGCCUCGUUUGAAAACAAUAAUAUCGAUUAUCAGGUCGAUAAUGCUCGUCCGGCACAGAAAUGGGGUGCAGACGGCGACACGGAGACACCAACUGGUCGAAAGACUAAAUUUGGCGAUACCUACUUGAGUCGGUUGGGUGCCGGAGGAAAAUCGUCCUAUACCCCCAAAGGCACAAACUUCAACGAUACUAUUCAGGAUGAGGAAUGGGAGAAGGUUCGGCUAAGGCGCGAGCUUGCGGAGUUGGAGACCAAGUUGAAUUCCGCACAACAAGCCUCCGAAGGACGCAGGGAUCAACCCAGGACCGAUGGCAGUACCAGCUGGGGCCUGAUCAAAAAGGAAGCACUUCAGCUUCUGGAGUACAAGGAGCGUGAGCUUCGCGAACUUAGGGAAGGCACUGGGAGGUCCAAGGAAGGCCAAAACUUAGAGCGGCUCAGGGAGGAUGUGAAGGCCGUCGGCGAGCAGGUGGAUGGACUUAAAAGCCACCUUGCCAAUCGGAACGAGAUACUCGCCGAUAUACGAACACAGAUCGAAGAAGAGAAGGUGUCACGGUAG